Homalodisca vitripennis (glassy-winged sharpshooter) is the source of this 1882-nucleotide messenger RNA. It is a transcript of the gene Nup50, whose product is annotated as nuclear pore complex protein Nup50. NCBI's taxonomy places the organism in Eukaryota, Metazoa, Arthropoda, Insecta, Hemiptera, Cicadellidae. The record is from RefSeq and is a predicted model, not a curated record. Gene Ontology annotation, cellular component: nuclear pore. The coding region runs from base 467 to 1828 and encodes 453 amino acids. Gene Ontology annotation, biological process: protein import into nucleus. The transcript is spliced from 6 exons.
UUCAUUUGAGCCUUUUCGUUACCGACUUUUUCGGAUCUCUUCAGACGAGCAUGACUCCAGGUUUCAAGAUUCAAGUUUGUGAUAGCAUCAAAUUUCAGACGCUGCACUAAAAGGAAUGUGAACAUUGUGAACUAGAGCUAAACUCAAGAUUUAUACUUCUAUCCAGUUUAAAUAUAGCUUAUAGUAGCCACUACAAUCAUAUGCACCAAAUGCAGAGUGCAGGCAGACUGCAGUGAAGGAAGUGCACAUUUCGGAUUUGUCAAUCUUUGUCUUUUCAAUGCAAGGUUUGGUUUUUUUAAUGUCAUUAUGACCGUGGAGUAAAGAAUUAAAAAUAUCAAGAUUGAUAGCGAGUAACUAAUAAUCUCAAAUUUAUACUGUCUUCCAGGGAAGCAGAGGUUAGAAAAACUGAUGUGUAGAAAUUAGCUUGUUUUUCGGAAAGAAAGUUAGGUUAUAAAAAUAUUACGAUAUGGCCAAAAGAACUGCAUCAUCUGACAUAAAUCAUGACAAUUGGGAUGCUCCUUUUGUACCAGAAGAAGCCGGAUCUUUCAAAAUUGCGGCCCAAGCUGCUCUCCAAAAGCGAGUGAUCAAAACAGCGAAACGAAGAAUUAAAACUUCUGAAAGUAGUGAUGCUGGUAAGUCCUUGUUUGCCUCUUUCGGUGGAUUCAAACCAAAUGCUGCCAGCCAAGGUUCGGACACCAGUAAAACUUUUUCAUUCCUGAGCAGUGGGCCAGUGACCACGAGUUCUAACACCAGUAUGCCCACUAACGGCACAAAGUUUGUUACACCCCAGCCACGUUUUGAAAUGACCAAUAGCAAUAUACCAAGUGUGAACAGACCGCAACAGAAGUACCUGUCUGAUCUGAAAGAACUGAACCAGAGUGUGGUUGCCUGGAUAAAGAAACAUGUAGAAUCCGAUUCGCACUGCAUUCUCAGUCCCGUAUUCGAAGAUUACAACAAACAUUUAACUAAAAUCCGGGCAGAGCGAGAUGCUGCAGAGAAAGCAUCUUCAGUAGUCUCGUCUACACCAGCUUCCAGUCUUUCAUCGUUCAACUUCGUGAGUAGCAGCACGAGUGACAACAAAUUCACUAUUAAUAUACCCACGACGUCGGUAGACAGUGAUGAAACUAAAAUUGUGUUAAACUCUACAAUGAGUUCGUCUGAUUGUAAAACAAGUCCGUCAAUAUUUGGAUUAAAAGGAGAAUCAGGAAAGAGCCCACUUCUGCAAGGAGCGGAGACGGGAACAAGCAAGACUCCUUCAAUAUUUAGUUCAUUCAAGGACAGCUCAACAACGGGAUCAAGUUUGCUGGCCAAACCUGAUCCGGCUGCGCUCAUGGUGAACCCCUUCACCUCAACGCUCACCAAACCUUUCUCAUUCAGUAACGGAUCUACACCAACAAGUUCCAGUAACAACCAGCAGCAAGAAAAGGAAGAGGAGAAGGAGGAAGAGGUAGAGGAAUCAGAUGAACCACCCAAGGUUGUGUUUACGCCAGUGCAAGAAGAGGGUUCUGUGUUUUCUACAAGGUGUAAAGUGUUCGUAAAGAAAGACAACAACUAUAAGGACCGAGGGGUGGGGACAUUGUUUAUUAAGAAGGUGGGGGAAGAAAAGUACCAGCUGUUGGUGCGAGCAGAGACAGUGCUGGGGAAUGUGCUGGUAAAUGUGCUGCUCAAUAACAGCAUUCCUACACAACGAAUGGGUAAGAAUAACGUGAUGCUGGUAUGUCUGCCGACACCGCAAGAUUUGCCACCCCCCACCACUAUUUUGCUACGUGUUAAAACUGAUGUUGAAGCUGAUGACUUGCUGGCAACCAUUGAGCAAUAUAAACAAUAACCGUAGUCUAUUUUAAUGACUUAUUUACAUUAAAUCAACAUUCUUAUUAAUGUA